AAAGGGAAGGGGUGUAGGAAAGAAAAGCGAAGGCAGAAAAGAGCCCGGGCUUGUAGGGAAUGUGGUUAGGAAGUGUGUGCUUGUCAUUGAACCCUCAGUGGGUCCUGUAACCUUUGCCUCCCACUGGGCGGAGUAGGGCCUUUAAGAGCAGCUGGAAUGCAGCUCCCCUGAUUAGCUUAGCCAGUUAUUCCCUGUCUGAACCUCUGCUAGCCCUAGAGAACUGCUCCGUUCAGACCAAGGGACCUGCGCUCUUCACCCCAGCCCACUUCUUGCCUGAGCAAGAAACUUCCAGCGGGAAAGUAAGUUCCCAUCUGUAGAGCCAUGGGAGAGGACGCUGCACAAGCAGAAAAGUUCCAGCACCCAAAUGCUGACAUGCGCCAGGAGAAGCCAUCCAGCCCCAGCCCGAUGCCUUCCUCCACACCGAGCCCCAGCCUGAACCUGGGGUCCACAGACGAGGCCAUCAGGGACAACUCGCAGGUGAAUGCUGUCACCGUACACACACUCCUGGAUAAGCUAGUCAACAUGCUGGACACCGUGAGGGAGAACCAACACAACAUGGAGCAGCGGCAGAUCAACCUGGAGGGCUCGGUGAAGGGCAUCCAGAAUGACCUCAACAAGCUCUCCAAGUACCAGGCCUCCACCAGCAACACAGUCAACAAGCUGCUGGAGAAGUCUCGCAAGGUCAGCGCUCACACGCGCGCAGUUCGAGAGCGCCUGGAGAGGCAGUGCAUGCAGGUGAAGCGUCUGGAGAACAACCACGCCCAACUCCUCCGACGCAACCACUUCAAAGUGCUCAUCUUCCAGGAAGAAAGUGAGAUCCCUGCCAGUGUGUUUGUGAAGGAGCCGGUUCCCGUCCCCGCAGAAGGCAAGGAGGAGCUCGCUGAGGAGAACAAGUCCCUGGAGGACACUCUGCACAACGUGGACCUCUCCUCCGAUGAUGAACUGCCCGGGGAUGAGGAAGCCAUGGAAGACAGCACAGAGGAGAAGGUGGAAGAAAGCAGGGCAGAGAAAAUAAAGAGAUCCAGCCUGAGGAAAGUGGAUAGCCUCAAGAAAGCAUUUUCUCGCCAGAACAUCGAGAAAAAGAUGAACAAGCUGGGCACAAAGAUCGUGUCUGUUGAGAGGAGAGAAAAGAUUAAGAAGUCGCUCACGCCAAACCACCAGAAAGCAUCUUCAGGGAAAAGCUCCCCCUUCAAGGUUUCCCCCCUCUCUUUUGGUAGGAAGAAAGUCCGAGAGGGAGAAAGCUCUGCGGAAAACGAGCCCAAGUUAGAAAACCAGAUGCAGAAUGACCAUGAGGAGGGUUCCUUUACAGAGGGUCUUUCCGAAGCAUCCCUCCCCAGCGGCCUGGCGGAGGGCAGCGCAGAAGAUGCUGAGAAGCCAGCCUUGAAAGGGAACAACUCCGGCGUGGGCAGCAACGCCGACCUGACCAUUAUGGAAGAUGAAGAAGAAGAGUCGGUGGACCUGCAGCAGGUGCGCUAUGAAAGCGGCUACGAGCUCAACGCCGAAGAGAUGGAGGGAUCCAGUGAGAAACAGGUCCAGCCGGCUGUGCUGCAAGUGGACCAGACUGCCUGAGUGCACAGCCAGAACACUGGGUCAGCUGCAGAAUCCAGGGCUGGCUCAGCAGCAUCUGCAUCCCGGAAACCACCUCUACACCUCUCCAUCUCUGCCUGCCUCCCGCUGGGACUGUCCAGGCCUUGAUUACUGGUCAUACAUGGGAUCAAGGAAGCAAACCGCCAGGGAUUCCAUUUUAGUUUGCUCUUAGGUUCUGCUUGCGUAGAAUUUCUCCACGAUUGGAAGAAGAAAAAAACGGAGCAGUUAAAAAUCACCAAUCUAUUUGGCUUAGUCGGAAAAAAUAAAGGAUAUUUAAGACAAUAGUCAUGAAAUGUGAUUUUUUUUCCUCAUCAUUCUAUCAGCUUGCUGAAUAGUGUAGCAGUAAUAUAGUGAAUUCUUACCGUAGUCUAUGAAUGAUGAUUCUUCAAAUAUGUGAGAAAGGGUACACAUAAGUCUGUAAGCUGAGGGUAUAACUAUGUAUUUUAAGAAAAGAAACAUUUACAAGGGAUAGAGCAGAAUUCUCAGCUGGUUAUUCUUCACAGAAGGCAGUAUAUUACAAGUGGGGGUUGGGAGGUUAUGAUGGUCAGGUAAGAGCAUGAGGGCUGUUGGGCUCGAAAACGAAGGUGGAAGGACUGGGAAAUGAGAGAAAUGGAAAACAAGGAAUGCCAAAACGAAUGGUGACUAAGGGAAACAAAGGGUGCGCUUUAAAAGUGAAAUGUUGACAUUUUAAAUCCAUUUCACUCUUUAGAUAACAAUACGAAAGAAGUUCACAUGUCUUGCAAGAGUAUGUCUUAUCUUCCCAGUGUUUUCAUAGUCUAGCAUUAAAUAGUAUAACCAGAUAUCCUGAUAUAAAAGUUGUGGUUCUUCUUGCUAAAUAAAUGACAGAACACAUCCACCUGUGAAGAAGUUAAAAAAGGACAUUGUCGCUUUAACCUUCGAAUACUAUGUCUGCAAUCAGUAGCAUGUACUCUUUUAUGGGAAAGCCAGUCACAUGAUUCUUCAACUUUUUUUCAUUUUCAAGUGGCCUUUCCACUCCAAAUAUGAUAUAGGUUCAAACCUGCAUGUCUAUGUAGAGAAAAUUUCAGUUUUCCCUCUUUUUAUAUACAUAAUGGUAAUGUCAUUCCAGGUAGUAUUUUAUUUAUACAUUAACUUCACAGGAUAUUAUUAAUGUGUUUUAGCUCCUAAAAGCAUGCUAGUAUUUUAUGUCAUGUGUAUGCUCAUUCUGUCUAACAUACUAAAAAGUUACUUUAUCUUUUGUUCAUUACAAAAUGCCUAUGUUUUGCUAAAUUACAGUGUAAGGAUAGGAGACCCGGGCUUGAACUCUGUCCUCUGAGUGUGCAGUACCACAAGUGAUCUGACAGCCGGGUGACUCUAAGCAGCAGCAGCCACACGCUGUCUCUGACUGUGCAAAAGGGGAUGAGAUGAACACAGUGCAUUGAUUGUGUGGCCUAUUCAUCUGUGCUCCUAUGUGGCAACAAAUGUAACCCCAGAUACCGAAUUAUUGAACUAACAAUACCUGUGUGACAUAAUAUUAAAUAAACCAAAAAAACAAGAAGUA
Messenger RNA from Mesocricetus auratus (golden hamster), 3106 nucleotides. It is a transcript of the gene Cavin2, whose product is annotated as caveolae associated protein 2. The transcript is spliced from 2 exons. Lineage: Eukaryota; Metazoa; Chordata; Mammalia; Rodentia; Cricetidae. The coding region runs from base 322 to 1569 and encodes 415 amino acids. Gene Ontology annotation, molecular function: protein kinase C binding. The record is from RefSeq and is a predicted model, not a curated record. Gene Ontology annotation, cellular component: cytoplasm; caveola.